Molecule: messenger RNA, 537 nt
Organism: Arachis ipaensis
Lineage: Eukaryota; Viridiplantae; Streptophyta; Magnoliopsida; Fabales; Fabaceae
Source: RefSeq, a predicted model, not a curated record
AUGAAGCAUGUGAAGGACUUGCUCAAGAGGGCUGAUAUGGCUGAUGCUCGUGCUAUGCCUACCCCUAUGAUGAGUGGUCUUCGGCUUGACGCUUCAAGAGCAGUGUUUGAUAGGCCAACUCUGUAUCGAUCAGUGGUUGGUGGCUUACAAUACGCCACCAUAACGAGGCCAGACAUUGCAUACGCUGUGAACAAAGUCUCGCAGUUUCUGCAUUCUCCCUUAGAACAACAUUGGAAAGCGGUGAAGCGCAUCCUGCGCUAUCUGGCAGGCACGACAAACAUGGGACUUGAGUUCCAUAAGAGUGAGGACUUCAGGAUUUUAGCAUUUUGUGACUCGGAUUGGGCCGCUGAUCCCGUUUAUCGCAAAUCUACUACAGGUUACUGUGUGUUCCUAGGAUCGAACAUCAUCUCUUGGUCUAGCCGAAAACAAGUCUCAGUGUCCAGGUCCAACACUGAAGCGGAGUUUAGGGCGGUAGCUGAUGCUAUGACGGAUACUAUGUGGUUGCAGAAAUUGAUUUCUGAAAUGCACCUUCCUUAA